AAACUAAAAAGGGAAAAAGAAGGGUGCCUUCAGUUUCUCUCUCCUCCCGUGUCUCUGAUAUGAUGAUAGGCGCCUUCAUAGUUCAUUAUCCGAGGCCAAAGGAACAAGGAUAAGCAACAACAAUGGCUUCCCUCUGUCUUAAUUUGCUGCCCUCGCCACACUCUCGCAGGCUAACAGAAGCUUCCUCUGCUUCGUCUUCUUCUCCUCCCCCUUCUCCUUCUUGUUCAGCUACACCAAAAAGUAGCAACAGCAACAGCAUCAGCAGCAUUGGAAGCUUGAAGCCCAUUGUGGUAAAGGGGAAUCCCCCCACUUUCGUAUCUGCUCCUGGUCGUCGUAUCGUUGCCGUUGGGGAUCUACAUGGCGAUCUUGAAAAGGCGAGACGUGCAUUUCAGAUGGCUGGUGUCUUGAGUUCCGAUGGUCAAGACAUAUGGACUGGUAAAGAAACGGUUUUGGUUCAGCUGGGAGACAUACUUGAUCGAGGAGAUGACGAAAUAGCCAUCUUAUCCUUGUUGCGUUCCAUGGAUAAACAGGCACAAGAAGAAGGUGGAGCCGUUUUUCAGAUCAAUGGGAAUCACGAGACCAUGAAUGUAGAAGGAGACUUCAGAUAUGUUGAAACUGGCGCAUUCGAAGAGUGUGCAGGCUUCCUGGACUAUUUGGUUAGCUAUGGAUAUGAAUGGGAAGAAGCUUUUCCUUGUUGGGUUGCUGAGUCUGAAAAGUGGAGGCAAGACCAGAAGACAUCUCAAAAUUAUUGGGACUCAUGGAAUUUAGUGAAGAGGCAGAAGGGGGUUAUUGCCAGAUCAGUCUUACUGCGACCUGGCGGUCCAUUGGCAUGUGAGUUGGCACGGCAUGCUGUUGUUCUCAGGGUCAACGAUUGGGUCUUUUGUCAUGGUGGCCUCCUUCCUCACCAUGUUGCCUAUGGUAUUGAAAGGAUGAACUUUCAAGUAUCUAACUGGAUGAGAGGUCUCUCUGAAAGUGAUCUUGGUCCUCAACUCCCUUUCAUUGCCACGCGGGGAUAUGAUAGUGUUGUCUGGAGCCGCUUGUACUCGAGAGAUGUAUCAGAUCUUGACGAUUAUCAAAUCAGUCAGAUACAAUCUAUUCUUGAAGAGACUUUGCAAGCUGUGGAUGCCAAGGCAAUGGUAGUGGGGCAUACUCCUCAAACUGCUGGAGUAAAUUGUAAAUACAACCGUAGCAUAUGGAGGAUUGAUGUUGGGAUGUCAAGCGGAGUUCUUAAUUCAAGACCUGAGGUUCUGGAGAUUGUGGAUGGGAAAGCAAGAGCGAUAAAGGGAAGAAGGGACAUGCUUAGUGAGCUUCAUGUGGUAGACUACACAUAGACAAGCAGUGUAGCAACAGGGAGCUUAUUCAGCCUACAAUCGACACUGAUUCAGGUGAUGAGCUUGAUGGUGGUAGCAAGAAUCUGACUCGAAUCGUACUGAAUUCGUAUUCCUCACCACCAACAGUCACACGCUCUUCAGUGAGUUAUAUGGCAACACAAUUGCAGUAUUCAAUGCCGAAGCCGGUUUCACACACAGAGAUGAAUCAUAUUCUUUGGUGGUGGAUAUUUACGACAAGAGCAGCUCUCAUAGGGUGAUCUUGUUUAAUGUAAGUAAUGAUUCUUCAGGACAAAUUUUUCUACUGAGCGGGAAGAACUAUCCCGUGUGCAUUCAAUAUAUGGAGGAUUGUCUGGGCGUAAUA
Syzygium oleosum is the source of this 1692-nucleotide messenger RNA. Its product is annotated as shewanella-like protein phosphatase 1. The coding region runs from base 123 to 1331 and encodes 402 amino acids. Lineage: Eukaryota; Viridiplantae; Streptophyta; Magnoliopsida; Myrtales; Myrtaceae. The transcript has 10 exons. Gene Ontology annotation, molecular function: hydrolase activity. The record is from RefSeq and is a predicted model, not a curated record.